Molecule: messenger RNA, 1448 nt
Organism: Sesamum indicum (sesame)
Lineage: Eukaryota; Viridiplantae; Streptophyta; Magnoliopsida; Lamiales; Pedaliaceae
Product: transcription initiation factor IIB-2
Biological process (GO): DNA-templated transcription initiation; transcription preinitiation complex assembly
Cellular component (GO): nucleus; transcription preinitiation complex
Molecular function (GO): TBP-class protein binding
Source: RefSeq, a predicted model, not a curated record
UUUUCCUUCCUUCUUCCUUCCUCUCUCCCCAGUUGCUCCAACUCACCUGCGGAGGGAGAGUUCCCAGAAGCAACUCGAAAAUCUUCCUAAACCCACCAAAAGUCCGGGUCAAGAAUUUGCUGUCGGUGCGCCUAGUUGAUUAUUCAACUGUGUUUAAUCAUGUCGGAUACGUAUUGUACGGACUGCAAGCGGAACACGGAGGUGGUGUUCGAUCAUGCGGCGGGGGACACCGUGUGCUCGGAGUGUGGCCUCGUACUCGAAGCCCGCUCCAUUGAUGAGACCUCCGAGUGGAGAACCUUCGCCGAUGAUUCGGGCGACCAUGACCCGAACCGUGUGGGAGGGCCCGUGAACCCGCUGUUGGGAGAUGCGGCUCUUUCCACGGUUAUUUCUCGGGGUGCGAAUGGGUCGAAUGGAGAUGCGUCCAUGGCCCGGUUGCAGAACCGGGGUGGGGAUCCCGACCGGGCUAUUGUCUUGGCCUUCAAGACAAUUUCUAACAUGGCUGAUAGGUUGAGCCUUGUAACAACCAUUAAGGACCGGGCAAGUGAAAUAUAUAAAAGAUUAGAAGAUCAAAAAUGUACUAGGGGAAGAAAUUUGGAGGCUCUAGUGGCUGCCUGCAUUUAUAUUGCUUGUCGGCAGGAAGGCAAGCCUCGCACUGUAAAAGAAAUAUGCUCUAUUGUUGCUGGAGCUACAAAAAAGGAAAUUGGCCGAGCAAAAGAGUUCAUCGUGAAACAGUUGAAGGUUGAGAUGGGAGAAUCAAUGGAGAUGGGUACCAUCCAUGCAGGGGACUAUCUGAGGCGUUUCUGUUCUAAUCUUGGCAUGAGCAACGAAGAGGUCAAAGCUGUCCAAGAAACCGUCCAGAAGUCUGGGGACUUUGAUAUUAGGAGGAGCCCUAUAUCUAUUGCUGCAGCAAUCAUUUUUAUGAUAACCCAGCUAUCAGAUUCAAAGAAACCCCUCCGAGAUAUCUCAAUUGCCACAACAGUGGCUGAAGGGACCAUCAAGAAUGCUUAUAAGGAUCUCUAUCCCCAUGCUGCCAAGAUCAUACCAGAAUGGUAUGCAAAGGACAGGGACCUCAAGAACCUUUCCAGCCCUAAAGCCUAAAUGACUUGUUUUGAGGUUGAUGAAACGGUACUUAGUACUCGGGCUUGGGGGUGUUGCAAAGUGUCAUAGUAGGGCAGGCAACACCGUUUUACUCUUAAAGAAAAAUUUUCCUCUUCUGUUGACGGUCCCAAAAUUUCCAGUUUUGGAAUUUGCUUGGCCGAUCUAUAUAAUGUUUGACACAAGUUAAUAGUUGAAUGAAUGAGAUUACAAGAUUAGUCUCAUUACCCAUUUCUUGUUUCUUGGCUGUUCCCUCCGAUAUCUGUAGAGUGGCUCUAAGCACUUGCAUGAAGCAGCCUUGUACACUGUUUAGUUAGUCUGGUGGAAAGAAGUAUACGGGGUGUGAUAUGAAA